AUGGCACCCAUCAAAGUCGGCCUAGUUGGCUACGGUAACUCAGCCAAAAGCUUCCAUCUACCGUUCAUCACCGCGAUCCCAGACUUUGAACUCGUUGCCAUUCUUCAAAGAGCUGAGGCCCCAUCAGACCCUUCGUCCGCCGCCAAGGGAUCCCAUUGCACCGUCGAUUUCCCUCAUGUCAAGCACUAUCGCGACGCUGACAAGUUCUUUGCCGAUUCUGAGAUCCAAUUUGUUGUUGUGGUGACUCAUCAUGAUACACAUGGACAGUUCGCUGAGCAAGCCCUCCUUGCGGGCAAACAUGUGAUCGUUGAUAAGCCGUUUACUGCGACUUCUGAGGAAGCGGACAAGGUGAUCAAGAUAUCGGAAGAAAAGGGACUUAUCCUCACUUGUUUCCAGAAUCGAAGAUGGGAUGCCGACUUCAAAACACUCAGCCACCUCAUCAAAAAUGGCGCACUCGGCGAUAUCAAAGAAGCCGAGUUGCACUACGACUUUGAGUCGCCAUCUUGGAUGUCUCAAAUGGGGACCAAGUUCACUCCAGGAUCCGGGAUGUCUUAUGGUCUUGGAACACAUAGUCUAGACCAGGCUCUUGUUCUUUUCGGACGACCAAGAUCUGUAACUGGAUUCUUCCGCGUCCAACGUGAUGGCGAGAGUGAAGUUGAGGACUCUUUCACAAUUAUCCUUCAGUACGACGGUGCGCAAAAAGACCUUCUCGUCACGGUAAAGACGGCUGUGGUUACGCCUAUGGCGCAGCAGCUCAAACAUCUUGUUCGAGGAACAAAAGGUUCUUUUAUCAAGUUUCAGCAACGCAGCACUUGCAUAACAGAAGACAACAUCGCCACAGGUCUCAAACCACUCGAUGAAGGAUUUGGUGUUGAAUAUGAGAGCAUGCAAGGAACUUUGACCACGUAUGAAGAAUUCGACAACAAAGUGCAGAAGUGGGAUCCGGAAAUCAAGAAGUAUACGGGCAAAUACCCAACUCUUCCAAGCAGAUGGAUGGGACUUUAUGAAAACGUCGCGGAUGCGAUCAAUGGCAAGGCAGAAUUAGUUGUCAAGCCUACUCAGUGUCGGGAUGUUUUGAGAGUCAUUGAGUUGGCGAGGGAAUCUCAUGAGAAGGGUGCUACGAUUCCUUGGCCUUGA
Molecule: messenger RNA, 1137 nt
Organism: Fusarium pseudograminearum CS3096
Lineage: Eukaryota; Fungi; Ascomycota; Sordariomycetes; Hypocreales; Nectriaceae
Exons: 5
Coding region: 1-1137 (378 amino acids)
Molecular function (GO): nucleotide binding
Source: RefSeq, a predicted model, not a curated record